Messenger RNA from Plasmopara halstedii, 363 nucleotides. RefSeq names its product 40s ribosomal protein s20. The coding region runs from base 1 to 363 and encodes 120 amino acids. Gene Ontology annotation, biological process: translation. Gene Ontology annotation, cellular component: ribosome; cytosolic small ribosomal subunit. Gene Ontology annotation, molecular function: structural constituent of ribosome; RNA binding. The transcript has a single exon. NCBI's taxonomy places the organism in Eukaryota, Oomycota, Peronosporomycetes, Peronosporales, Peronosporaceae. The record is from RefSeq and is a predicted model, not a curated record.
AUGUCCCUUGUUAGCAAGCCUAAGACCGUUGAGGCGGAGGAGACCCGCAUCCACCGCAUUCGCAUUACGCUCACGAGCCGUAAUGUGAAAAAUUUGGAGAAGGUUUGUGCUGAUCUCAAGCGUGGCGCCGUAGACAAGAACCUUAAGGUGUCGGGUCCUGUCCGUCUUCCGACUAAGAUUCUGCGUCUCACCACGCGUAAGUCGCCUUGUGGUGAGGGUACGAACACGUGGGACCGAUUUGAAAUGCGCAUUCACAAGCGUAUUAUCGAUCUUCAUGCCCCGUCGGACAUCGUGAAGCAAAUCACGUCAAUCUCGAUUGAACCCGGUGUGGAGGUUGAGGUGACUAUCGCUGACACCGCUUAA